Messenger RNA from Effrenium voratum, 1869 nucleotides. The record is from the annotation of a GenBank genome assembly. NCBI's taxonomy places the organism in Eukaryota, Dinophyceae, Suessiales, Symbiodiniaceae.
AUGUCAGUUGCGGCUGUGGUCGUGGACUCUGUGAUGAAGCCCGUCAAGAACUUCUUCAAAGUCGCAGGCUUGGCUCUAGACAAGGAGCUGGGCGGCAUGUGGUCCGAGGCGGUCGGUGAUCGCGAGCCCAUGAAGGCGCUCCAUGAAAUCGUCAAAACGGGCGCCACGAUUCACUUCGGACGGAUCUGCAUGAAGCAGUCCAAGUACCACAGCGGCGGCCGCUACAUGGACAUAGGCGCCCGCGGCGGCAUGGUCGCCUUGCCGCUGCCUCCACUGCAUCCGGACUACGCGGCUUUGCAAGUCUGCAACAGGCAUGGCUUCACCUGCAAUAGUCAGAUUGCGCAGCUCGAAGGGCUGCAGCGCGGCCAGCGAGCGGACGUCAUGGGCAAGGUUAGCUCCAUCAGCGUGAAGAUGUUGAAGGGUGGCAAGGCAAAAGCAGCAGUUUGGAUCAAAGAUGAGAGUGACCGUCGAGUUCUUUGUGAACUGUGGGGCCCGUCUUUCCUAGAGCGCGUCAAGGAUCUCACCGUUGGAGAGGUUGUUCGAGCAUUGAACUUCUCUGUGAACUCUGGAGAAGGCUCCGUGUCUUUGUCCGGAGAAUACAUGGGAGACAGCGACCGAGGCAGCGCCCUUUUCCAGACAGUGUCCGAUGGGCCGCAGCUGGCGCGCUUCGAGUCAGUGGCUGUGGACGGCGGCCUCGACCUGUCUGUGCCUUGGACAGGCAAGGGAACGCGCAUGAGUGCAGAAGGCCCCUGCUACGUGUCGUGCUUGGUGUCGGUGAAGAAUGCGUCCUUGGCCUUUGGCGAUGGCCCGGAGCUGAUUACCCAGCCGGACAACAUGCAGCAGCUCUUUGACUUGGGCGCGAGCCAGUCCAAGGAGGCCUUGCAGGAAGAGAUCCGUGUGUUUGUCCCUGGCGUUUGGCUGGUGGACAUCCGCGACUCGAAUCCCGUGUUCCAAGUUUGCGAGAAGUCGGGCCUGAAGAUUGACGCAGUGUCCGGCCACUGCCGACGUGCCCAAGAAGGCUGUAACUGCAGCAAGGGAGCCGAGAAGAUGGUGUUGACUGCGGUCACUUUGGCUGACUUCAGCGGCAGCUUGCGGGUUAACCCGCAAGCUGCCGUCCGCAAAGAUGAGUUGUGCAUUAUGACAAACUCUGUCGACUUGCAGACCUUGGAGCAGAGUGUGGUCGACAUGGGCGUGGCUAGCCUCACCUUUCAAGCUCGCUGCGAUGUCCUUUUGGGGGCGAACAAGUACAAUACCUUCGGAGACCUCCGCGUGGUGGACUUCGACGUGCUGCAAGCAACUCCCAAUCUGAUUGCCCCCGUUGGAACGGAAGCCCGGCCACUUGCGCCGUACAGGUACACGAUUGACGAGGCGCAGCAGGGGCAGAUUCUCGCGAUCCCGAGCAUUGCGUCGCUUGUGGAAACGCCUGCUGGUCCAAAAGUGCAAGCCACAGGCUGCAUGCCCUCCCACGUGUGCAUGCUGAUUCAGGCAGCCGACCGGGUGAAAGCCGAUCAGCUGGACAAUCAAACCAUCCUUGUGUCGCACGAAAAGGUGAAGUCUUUGUUGGACGAAGACGGAGCUGAGUUUCGCUUGGAAGCCCUUGCGACUUUGCCCGACAUGUUCGCUUUCAACGUCCAGAACCAAACCCGACUGGCAGUCGGCGCCGUGAAGUUCCGCAAGGACGGACCGGUCUUCAUGGCUAACCGAGUCUUUGCUUUGCCAGAUGCCAUGACGGACGAAGAAGCCAAGAACUGCAUCGCGCGUGAGAUUGAGAAUGUGGUCAAAGUGCCGGAGAGGAGUGGCGUGAGGCGUGGGGCCUGCUACUUGAUCACUGACACGCCGGCCAAGAAGCGAUACGUGCCCAAGACCUGA